Messenger RNA from Eruca vesicaria subsp. sativa (arugula), 1455 nucleotides. NCBI's taxonomy places the organism in Eukaryota, Viridiplantae, Streptophyta, Magnoliopsida, Brassicales, Brassicaceae. The record is from the annotation of a GenBank genome assembly.
AUGGAUCCGCGUCUAAUCGAAGAGACCCUAUUAAGUCUUCAGUUGGGAAUGUUGCGGGAGAAAGAAGGCGGCAACAAGCUGUUACGGUGGCCAAGGAAAGAAGAGAGUUACUUGUUAGGGGAAAAGCGGGUUUGUAGGAUUGGUACUAAUGGCGGUGAUGAUGAGGAUGCUCAUGUUGAGAAUGAGAUGAUGAUUGAUGAAGAGCAGCCAGUUUUGGAGGCUCAGACCAGUAAAGCCGUGGAAGAGCUUAAGUCUUCUGUUCAGGGGAAAGGUGCAAUGCAGAAGAGGGUGGCUGCUCUUAGGGAACUCAGGCGUUUACUGUCAAAAUCUGAGUUCCCUCCUAUUGAUGUUGCGCUCAGCGCUGGUGCCAUACCUUUGCUUGUGCAGUGUCUUUCAUUUGGCUCUCCCGAUGAACAGUUGCUUGAGGCAGCUUGGUGUCUUACUAACAUUGCUGCUGGAAAACCUGAAGAAACAAAAUCUCUAUUACCUGCACUGCCGUUGCUCAUUGCUCACGUUGGAGAAAAGAGCUCUGCGCCGGUGGCUGAGCAGUGUGCUUGGGCUAUUGGUAAUGUUGCCGGUGAAGGAGAAGAGUUGAGAAAUGUACUCUUGUCUCAAGGGGCUUUGCCACCUCUAGCACGUAUGAUUUUUCCAGACAAGGGUUCUACUGUUAGAACAGCUGCAUGGGCAUUGUCAAAUCUGAUUAAGGGACCUGAAUCAAAGGCAGCAGCGCAACUUGUCAGAGUCGAUGGGAUAGUUGAGGCAAUUCUCCGACACUUGAAAAAAACGGAUGAAGAAAUUGCCACGGAAAUUGCCACGGAAAUUGCUUGGAUUGUUGUUUACCUCUCUGCUCUCUCAGAUAUUGCUACAAGUAUGCUUUUGAAGGGAGGCAUUCUUCAACUUCUUGUGGAAAGAUUAGCAACUUCACACAGCCUACAACUUCUCAUCCCGGUUCUACAAAGUGUAGGCAACUUUGUCUCUGUUGAUCCCAAAGCAAUGUUAACCAUCCUUAUCAGUGGACAGAACACUGAAGAAAAUGUCAUUGGUGUGCUUGCAAAAUGCUUAAGAAGCGAACAUCGAGUCUUAAAGAAGGAAGCUGCGUGGGUAUUGUCUAAUAUAGCUGCGGGAUCUAUUGAACACAAGAGAAUGAUACACUCUACUGAAGCAAUGCCAUUGCUGCUACGGCUUCUUUCGACAUCCCCCUUUGAUAUAAGGAAAGAAGUCGCCUAUGUCCUGGGAAACCUAUCUCCUGAUAUAGAAGCUGCUAGGCUUGGUCUUCAAUUCAUUGAGCUGGUAUUAAGAGGAAUGCCAAACGGAGAAGGUCCAAAGCUGGUGGAAGGAGAAGACGGCAUAGAUGCAAUGGAGAGGUUCCAGUUCCAUGAAAACGAAGAGCUGAGAGUCAUGGCAAACAGUCUUGUGGAUAAAUACUUUGGUGAAGAUUAUGGAAUCGCUGAAUGA